AUGCCUGGAUCACGCAGAACAUGGCUCGGCGCCUUGCUCGACCGAACAUUCACCUGGAUGAACAGCCUUCCGGUGGAGAGCUGUAGCUAUACAGUCGAGAGUUUUCGCAUACCAGUCGACAAGAAUCUAGAACUGACAGCAGAUCUCUAUCAGACUUUGUCUCCCAAACCAAAAGGCACUCUUCUCGUACGGACGCCAUACGGCCUCGGCAUUGCCGCUGCCCUAGGCACAGGCCGCUUCUUCGCUGCACAAGGAUAUCACGUUCUGAUGAACGCCUGCCGAGGCACCUCUGGCUCCGAUGGCCAAGUUGCAGCCGGCACGGACGACGUCGCAGACGGUCAAGCCGUGGUUGCGUGGAUGCGCAAGCAGCAUGGCGAACCAAAGGACAUGAAGGCAGCCGCCAUCUUCACUGGGCCAGACAGCAUGCAGGGCUUUCUUUGGAGUACGGGCGCUAUGCAGUCGCACAUCAUCAUUUGGGCAGACUUGAUGCCCAGGAUGACGAGAGGUGAUGGGAUGCUCUUGCUGAUGUGGUAUAUGCGAUCGAUGAUGGAGACUCUACAGCCGGUGUUUGACUCGGUGCCGCUUGUUGAUGGAGUCAGCAAGUAUCUUGGGGAGAAAAGUAUGCCUGAGUGGCUUCAUAAGGCGCUCACCGUCCCGAAUGACUCGUGGCCGGGAUACGAGCCUCCUCCGACGGCUGGCGUGCUUGAGAAGGCAAACAUUCCCAUACUGCAGGUGACGGGUUGGUAUGAUUCGAUUUUUGCAGUUAUUAUGCAUCAGUACUAUCGACUAUUGGAAAGGGGUGUCACCGUGAGACUUGUCAUUGGACCAUGGACACACUUGGGCGCACAAGGCCGCAAUGUGUCGGCAGAGACACUGCCAUGGGUCGAAGAACAUCUUGCUGGUGGUCGCCCUGAUCCGAAGCCCGCUGUCCGAUAUUUUCUGACGGGCAAAGAGGAGUGGCGCGAAGUGGACAAGUGGCCGCCAGUCCCACGAUCGCGACAGCAAUACUUCCUUGAUACGAAUGAUCGAUUGUCAUUGUCAGCCGGCUCCAACGACCGUGCAGAAUCCUCAUUCAUGUUCGAUCCGGCAAAUCCGACGCCAUCGACCGGCUCCCCUCAAGCAUUUGCCGCCAAGAAGGGUCGCACAGAUGAGAACAACACGCUCAUAGCGAGGUCGGAUGUCAUCAGCUUCACUUCACCUCCACUCACAACGGACAUUGAAGUCAUGGGUCAAUCUAUAGUCACCAUCCACCACUCAACAGACAAUCCUCACGCGGACCUCCGUAUCAUCCUUAGUGAAGUCGACAGUAAGACAGGUAUCUCACGACAGGUCUCGGAGUACUACAGGCGACUCGACCCAAAGCGGUCGCAGACUGAGCCACUGAAUGUCUCGCUUCACGACAUCGCGCAUGUCUUCCGCAAGGGCAACAGAAUUCGACUAUCGGUCGCGGGUGGGUCACAUCCCAAGUAUAUCAGAAACAUAGGAUCUCGAGAGAAUCCUGGAUCAGGGACGACCCUGAGGUCAGUGACUCAUACUGUCAAACACCACACAAGCGCGGUUUCCGUGCUGUUUCUGCCGGUCACGAGUGGUGUUGAUAUGUAG
Messenger RNA from Cyphellophora attinorum, 1602 nucleotides. RefSeq names its product Cocaine esterase. The transcript has 2 exons. The record is from RefSeq and is a predicted model, not a curated record. Lineage: Eukaryota; Fungi; Ascomycota; Eurotiomycetes; Chaetothyriales; Cyphellophoraceae. Gene Ontology annotation, molecular function: dipeptidyl-peptidase activity. Bases 1 to 1602 code for a protein of 533 amino acids.